UGCAGCAGAUGCUCAAUUCAAAUCGCCCCUGUAUUCUCCUUCGUUUCGAUUACUACAAGUUGCUCGUGAAGGAAACGGAGAGGAGUGGAGAGGUAACCCUAACCCCCAAAUCCUGGAGCGCCUCCUUCAAUCCCCAGCACCCCCGGCCGAAAUCCUAAACUCAGACGGCGUCCGGAUCGAUGGCGGGCCGCGCCUCGGUCGAUUCCCCCGGCGACGCCUCCCCCUGGCCGGCGUCGAUUCUCCUCGCCCAGGAGGCGUACGUCGCCGCCAGCAGGAACCACACCACGGCCACAGCCAAAUCGAGGGUCGACCACACCGUGGAGGUCACCUUCUGGAUCGCCGACCCGCCGGCGGUGUCCUUCUACACGUUCCACUGCUCCAAGCCCCCCACCUCCGACUCCGACUCCGAGGACGCCGCCGACUUGCAAGUUCAGCCUCACCUGGUCGGCGCGGAGGGCCGAUUCGUCGUCAUCCGCACCUUCUUCGCUUCCGGCGACGGCGACUUUGAAUACUUCAUCUACAAGGGCGACCCCAGGUCCCCGUCCCUCGAAAGCGUCCCGCUUCCUGAUGAUGAUAGGCUGCACGGAGCCUGCGAGUUUGGGAUCGUGCCCCGCGGGGACGGCGACCAUUAUCUCCUGAUUGCGCUCUGUGACACGGCGACCUUGAAGGAUUACCGACUUCACAUCUACUCGUCUGAGGACAGAGCAUGGAGGACCAAGGAGCUGCUCAAUCCAUGUCCUGGGGUCCUUACGAUUACACAGGACAAGGUGAUGCUGCUCCGAGAUGGCGUGCUGGUGUGGGUCGAUUUGCUGUGCGGCAUGCUGGUGUGUGACGUACUUCAAGAACGAGAACCCCUUCACACGCGCUACAUCCCAUUGCCUGAGCCAUUGCCUAGAAACAGAGAACAAAUUUUGAAGCAGUUAAUCCCGGGAGCUGGCGUCAGGCGUAUUCGGGAUGUCGCCUAUGUCGAUGGUCUGAUCAAGUUUGUUGAGAUGGAACACCGCGUCACUGUAACAGAGAUUGUAGAGGUUCCUCCUGAAAAGCCGUCUGACCCCAGGAACAAGACUGUGCUCUAUGAUUCUGACUUGAUCAUGCUCUACAAGCGCAAACAUGUGGACAACAAGCCCAAGACACUGCGCACAAUGAAUGGUUGGAGUGCCAUGACAUGGACUAGGGAGAUUGGGUCUGACUGUUGGCUCAAGGGAGUCAUUGUUGAUGCUGAUGACAUUUUGGUCGAUGACUCGGCGUUUUCGGGCUUACUCUCUGGCCAAAGGAAUGAAUCCGCCGGGAGCUUGGCUUUCAAGAACAUGCACUCGGCUUGCCCCACCCUGAACACUGAAAGUGGAAGCACCUGGGGCGCACCCUUUUGGAAAAUAUUCUCCUUCGUGUCAAAUGUUCCUUCCGUGUGCAUUGGUGAACCAUCUAAAAAUGACUCCUGGCAUUAAAGUCUCAGCAAUUCAGACAGCACAGACAAGCAGCUCUUCGAAUGAGCCAAAUAAUACAGCUGUCUGUGUCAGUGAGCCUGAUUCCUAUGAAUCUGAAAACAAACGUCCAAGGCUAUUGGCUGAGAAAGCCAACCAUGCACAAAAUUUAGCUCACAGUACUGUACGGAAUGUUCAUAGCUCACAAGCCUGUCCUGAUCAAAACAAUAUGCCUCCACAACGAUGCUUCAACAGGUGGGAGGGGCCUGGUUACGGUGGGUACUCAUCAUGCCCCCCUCAAAACAAUCCGCUACCACAAUGUUUCAACAAGUUCACUGGACCCUGCAACCCUGUGUAUGCACUGUCGGCCCCUGCCCCUAACAUACAUAGCUACGGCAACUAUCAAUUGUUGUGGCAGCAGCCACUACUACCGGAGCAGCAGAUGGCACCUAGCAGGGCAUUUGGACCUCAUGUGGCACCCCAUCCAUACUUCAACAACUGGCGUGGAGCCAGACACCAUGGGAAUUCACAGCAAUACCCUGCCGGUAACUCAUAUUACUAUGGUGCGCACUCAGGCAGUGGCAACCAAGGAUUUGGUUACCGUCCGAUUUACUACGAUCACCGAUACUAACCACGUUUACUGACCCCCUCCGCUUCCCCCUAUUCAGUUGCAGCUUCCCAGUAAACACUUAGUGGUGUUUGGACCUCGUGCGGUAAGACAUCGAGGUAUGUUUCAAACUGAAAUUUAGAUGUGGUUGCACUGUUGGCCUUUAAGAAAACUAUGUACGAAAAUAUUAGCCUCACAUAGUUAGAUACUGUAUAUUGGAGCGUACAAGUAAAGCUGUCCUGUAUUAGUAUUCACGGGUGUGAAAUAUGAAAAAACAGCAACUGUUUUUCUGAAGUGUGAGCACAUCAGUGAAUGGCGCUUAACCUCUUAAAGAGGUACUUUGAAAGAAGCGAAUGUUUGAUAAAGGUGUGGUAAGGGUCAGAGGGUGAUGGAGGGUGGCGGCUCCUUGAAGAAGGAAGAAGGUUCUCCCUCCCUAGCCCUCGCCCCGUGGUGCAUGUAGCAUCGUCGGAGGGCAUGUGAAGGUGUGUCUCCGGUGUAUCUCGCCGGAUUCAGGCUGUAUUUUUCUUCGUUCGUCUAAGUUUGUGUGUUUAUAUGUUGGAUCCUUCCAAUCUAAUCUUCUCUUCAUCGGUGACGGUUACUGUUGGCGUGCUGGUCAUGUUGGUCAUGUGGGGCCUUAACACGACGACUUGACGACUUUCCAACUGUAUACUACAAUGAAGUUUGCCUGGCUCCGAUGAGGAACACCGUCAGCUCGCUCCAGUGAUUGUAGUCGUUGUUGGAUAGAAGGUCUACAGACUUGGUUGUAAUUUAUGUUACUUUUAA
Molecule: messenger RNA, 2811 nt
Organism: Aegilops tauschii subsp. strangulata
Lineage: Eukaryota; Viridiplantae; Streptophyta; Magnoliopsida; Poales; Poaceae
Source: RefSeq, a predicted model, not a curated record